AUGCAGGGAUUAAGAUGUGGUUUGAAGGCUCGCUUACGUGCCGUAGAGUAAGCAGAGCACAAACACAAAGGAUAGGGAUCAAAUCCAAAUUAUUUGAUUAUUUGUCUUUCAGAAAACUCCAUCCAACACAGCACACGCACACUCACACUCUUAUUAUUCUUUCUUCCUCCUCCAGAUAGAAAAAUACACAGGAUCUACUACCACCACUGCUACAAUGAAGAUUAUGGUAGCCGUUAAACGAGUUAUCGAUUAUGCCGUCAAAAUCAGAGUCAAACCCGACAAGACAGGGGUAGUGACCCAGAACGUGAAAAUGUCAAUGAACCCUUUCUGUGAGAUUGCCCUAGAAGAAGCACUUCGAAUUAGGGAAUCUGGUUUGGCAUCCGAGGUUGUGGCUGUUAGCAUGGGACCUUCUCAGUGUAUAGAUACUCUUAGAACUGGUCUUGCAAUGGGAGCUGAUAGAGGUAUCCAUGUGGAAGCUAAUUAUUCACUCUAUCCUCUCUCUGUUGCCAAGAUUUUGAAGAAACUUGUUGAGAUUGAGAAACCUCGACUUUUGAUUCUUGGCAAACAGGCCAUUGACGAUGAUUGCAAUCAAACAGGGCAGAUGAUUGCAGGACUUCUCAAUUGGCCACAAGGGACUUUUGCUUCAAAGGUUGUCCUUGAUAAAGAGAAACAGGUGGCAACAGUGGACAGAGAAGUUGAUGAUGGUAUUGAGACUGUGUGUUUGAACUUACCAGCAGUAAUAACCACUGAUCUGAGACUGAACCAACCAAGGUAUGCUACUCUUCCCAACAUAAUGAAAGCAAAAUCGAAGCCGAUAAAAAAGUUCACUCCAGAGGAGUUGAAUGUGGAAAUCAAAUCUGAUUUGGAGAUAGUUGAAGUCACAGAACCUCCCAAGAGAAAAUCAGGUGUUAUUGUUUCGUCUGUGGAUGAGCUUAUUGACAAACUAAAACAUGAGGCUAAUGUCAUCUGAUUAUUCUCUACUUUCACGCUUAAUCAAUUUGUUCUCACCAAAGGAUAAACAGCAUACACUAAGAUUCUGAUGUAUGAUCAAAUGAAACAAUAAAUUUAAUGUUGUUCCUUUUAUUUUCAUGUAUUUAUCAUUGUAUCCUAUCUCUUCUACAACCAUAACAUACGACUGGUAUUUGUGAAGCACUUCUAUUGGAAGUAAUGUAAUUGGUCUUGUAAAAUUCCAUACUUAUUUGAUUAAAGUUUCAUCUUUAAGUAAA
Messenger RNA from Cicer arietinum (chickpea), 1226 nucleotides. Its product is annotated as electron transfer flavoprotein subunit beta, mitochondrial. Gene Ontology annotation, biological process: fatty acid beta-oxidation using acyl-CoA dehydrogenase; amino acid catabolic process. Gene Ontology annotation, molecular function: electron transfer activity. The record is from RefSeq and is a predicted model, not a curated record. Gene Ontology annotation, cellular component: mitochondrion. Lineage: Eukaryota; Viridiplantae; Streptophyta; Magnoliopsida; Fabales; Fabaceae.